Physcomitrium patens is the source of this 2242-nucleotide messenger RNA. RefSeq lists its product as uncharacterized. The record is from RefSeq and is a predicted model, not a curated record. NCBI's taxonomy places the organism in Eukaryota, Viridiplantae, Streptophyta, Bryopsida, Funariales, Funariaceae.
UUUGAUGAACCCAGUCAGUCCCUAUUCUUGUAGGUGACGGUGCUCAGUGUAGCCAUUUCCGAGACUCUUACGACGUGUGUGUGUGUUGAGGAAUUGGGGCUGCAUGUGAGUUGCGCGAAGGAGGUUCUAGAAUUCAGACGGGGUGUUGAGGUUUUUCUGACAAUGGAGGACCAGGGGUUUAACUCAUCGCCGCAAUCGUCCAUGGAGCAAGAAGGGAAGAGGUCGGCGGAUCUAGCCAAGAACGAAGCGUCGAGGACGGGGGACCAGGUCGAAGAGACUGCAGAGCAGAUGAGGGAUCAGUCUGCGGAGUCUGCGCAGUCAUGGCGAGAGCUGGUGCAGAGUAAGGUGCAGCCGAUCGUGAACCAUCCUUACGUGCGAAAAUCCUCGGAGAUUCUCAACAGUGGCGCGACGCAGAUGAAGCCUCUGGUUGGGAGGACCACGGAGACCAUCUCCAGCAAGUUCCAGCCUGUGGUGGGGAAGGCAACGGAGACGCUGCAGCUGGGCAGGGAUACGGCGAAGAAAAUUUAUAACAAGGAGGAGGGGUAUGAGCCAUCCAAGGUUGCGCCUUAUUUUGCCGGCAGCCUCGGAGUUUUGCUCUUGUGCAUGCUCCUCGCAGGUUGGAGUGCAAGUGAUGGACGCUCCAAGUACAACGUAGACGUAUCGAAAAUCUUUGCUGAUAAGGUCAAGUUGACCAAUGGGAGACACAUUGCUUAUGUUGAACAUGGUGCCAGCAGAGAGGAGGCCAAGAUCAACGUCUUGUUUGUUCAUGGCCUCCUGUCCUCUCGCCUACUGGGACUUCAAGGUGUAAAUGAGAAUCUGCUCAGGAAAUACUCUGUUCGUUUGGUUAGCUACGAUCGGCCGGGGAUCGGACAGAGUGAUCCUCAUUUGAAGAGAACAUUGAACUCAUCGUCAGAAGACAUGGCUGACUUUGCUGAUGCUUUGGGCAUGGGCGACAAAUUUUGGGUCUUCGCCCACUCCGGUGGUGCCGCAUACGCAUGGGCUGCUCUCCACUACAUUCCUAAUCGAUUGGCUGGAGUGGCGAUGCUCGGACCUUUGAUGAAUCCGUACGCUAAGAAUACAACCACUGAAGAAAGUAAAGGAAUGUGGGCCGGUUUGGGUCCCAUGAAACCUACGUUCCAGUAUGCCCGGCACUUUCCUGCUUUUGUUCCUGGGAAACUCAAGAACAACGUCAAGAAGGUUAAUAAGUACAUGAAGAACACAAAAAAGCGUGUCAAUGCAAAGGAUCGAGAUCUGCUUGAGACGGACGCUUUCGGAGAAGCGUGGGAGCGAGCUAUUAGAGAGUCGGUUCGUUCAGGAGAUCUCAAACCACAUGCACAAGAUAUCAUCCUUCAAGCGAGGGAUUGGGGCUUUAAACUGUCCGAUAUAGGUUCAAAACCCAAGAAGAGCUUCUUCAAGCGUAUACUCUUCUUCCUUGGGAGCUCAAACUUACCUGGUUUCUUUGGACCAAUUCAUAUCUUUCAUGGAACUGAAGACAAGAUCGUGCCUCUGGUUAUGAGCGAGUACGUAAAACGAGUACUUCCACAAGUGGAGCUCCACAAGCUGGAAGGGGAAGGUCACUAUUCCUGGUAUUUCAACUGCGAUCACUGCCACCGUGAGUUGUUUAAAACUCUCUUCGGCGAAGUAGCGGGGCUGGAAGAAUUGGAUAACUCAGUUAAACCUGAACAUAAUGCUGAAAAAGAACCUGAGAAAAUUGAGAAUUAUGAGGUACCUGCGGAGAACGUGAAGCCAGAGGAAAAAGUGAAAGCCGAGGAGAACGAGAAGCCUGCAGCCGAACUGGAGUCGCCUCAAAGAGAGGCCGAGAGGUUAGAUUUAUUUAAAGAAGCCGGGAAGAUAGCUCCAGAAGAUGAGCAAGUGGGUCUUAGUCAGGAGGGUAAGGUACAGGAUGAGCUGUAACUUGUACAUAGUUCACUGCCGAGCGAUGGUAUAUGGUGGCGAGAAACGAGCGGGUGAAGGUUUUAUGCACAUAGAAGUAGAAUCUGCGAAGGUGGGUUUCUCAUUGAGAAUCAUGUACAUAUAGGAAUUUCGUGGGUAGAAUGUUACUGCUUGAGGAAAUGGGCGGUGAAUGCUACGUUCGCCCCUAAUAUUAACAACCAUAUUCUCGCCAGUUGCCCGGUGUUGUGUGUUAGUGAAAUAUUUCCCAACUUUCUUAUUCCCAGGAGUUCCUGUACCAAACUGAAACGCUGUUAAUAAGAAACAUCCAUUGCUGAAGUGGUUUAUGGGC